UUGCUUGUGUCCCAUAUGACGUCACAUACCUAUUGUUUUCAGAGGUUGAAGGAAGCAGAGAGGCAGCGGGUAGAGAAGUUGGAGAAGUUUGAGAAGAAAGCAGAUAUGCAACUAGAGAGGCAGUUAAUCAUGGCUUCCUGCUGGAGCCGCACUUUGCUCACUCUACAGGGAAAAUUGAAGGGUACAGAGUGGGAUCCUGAGAACUCUCAUAGAAUUGAUUUUAGUGAAUUUUGGAGACUUCUUAAUUCGAAUAAUGUUCAGUUCAUGGAAUACUCAAACUUUGGCCAGACCAUUUCUGUUAUUUUACCAUAUUACAAAGAUGGAGGAGAAAAAGAAAACAAUCCCAAUAGAGAAAUAGUAUUUCACCGUCAUAUUGUUGAUAAAAUGCCUAUUGAUGGAUGGAAUGAUGUUUGGAGUAAGUUGCACGAACAACUGGUAAAUGUUGAUGUUAUUAACGUGGAUGCUGUGCCUGCUGAAGUCUACUCUACUAUUGCAACUGCUGUUGUAUGGUCAAUGCGUUUUGCCCUUUCAGUUGGUAUAUACCUAUUGAUCGAUAGCGUGACAAGGCCAAUUUAUGCCAAGCUGAUUCCCUGUGACCUUGGAAAACCUGAAAAAAAUGCAAGGCAGCCCCUCAAGCGUCGUGCUCUUGGAUCCCUAGGUAAAAGCAGGGCGAAGUUCAUAUCUGCAGAAGAAACCACCGGCGUCACAUUUGAUGAUUUUGCUGGCCAAGAGUACAUAAAAAGAGAAUUGCAAGAGAUCGUGCGAAUCCUUAAAAAUGAGGAUGAGUUUCAAGAUAAGGGAAUAUACUGUCCAAAAGGAGUGCUUCUUCAUGGACCGCCAGGAACUGGGAAAACUCUUCUUGCUAAAGCUAUUGCGGGUGAAGCAGGACUUCCUUUCUUUGCUGCAAACGGUACUGAUUUUGUUGAGGCCUACAGCGGCGACGGCGUCAGAGGUGAGACCCUUGGUCGCAGCGUCUUAUGUUGCGCGGUCCGUGGCGAAGACGAAAGGAGAGAGAGGAAGAAGAUAGCUUUUGUUAUGGACAAAUUUAUAAAGAUAAAGUGGUUAUUUCACGCACCCCACCAUUAAAAAAUUAACGGUGGAUCAAACAACAGAAACAAAUAUAAAUGUAUCAGAACUUUUGGAGGAAUAUAUUUGCAAACCAUAAAAUUUUCAGAGAAAUAAAUCUGAUUACUUAAGUUU
Messenger RNA from Ananas comosus (pineapple), 1200 nucleotides. Its product is annotated as probable inactive ATP-dependent zinc metalloprotease FTSHI 4, chloroplastic. Lineage: Eukaryota; Viridiplantae; Streptophyta; Magnoliopsida; Poales; Bromeliaceae. The record is from RefSeq and is a predicted model, not a curated record. The coding region runs from base 16 to 1086 and encodes 356 amino acids. Gene Ontology annotation, molecular function: ATP hydrolysis activity; ATP binding; ATP-dependent peptidase activity. The transcript is spliced from 4 exons. Gene Ontology annotation, biological process: proteolysis. Gene Ontology annotation, cellular component: chloroplast thylakoid.